This is a messenger RNA of Rangifer tarandus platyrhynchus (Svalbard reindeer), 312 nucleotides long. The record is from the annotation of a GenBank genome assembly. NCBI's taxonomy places the organism in Eukaryota, Metazoa, Chordata, Mammalia, Artiodactyla, Cervidae.
AUGUCUGGACGUGGUAAAGGAGGAAAGGGUCUCGGAAAAGGUGGUGCUAAGCGCCAUCGUAAAGUUCUCCGGGAUAAUAUCCAGGGCAUCACUAAGCCUGCCAUUCGUCGUCUGGCCCGCCGUGGUGGUGUUAAGCGGAUCUCUGGGCUUAUCUAUGAGGAGACUCGCGGCGUGCUGAAGGUGUUCCUGGAGAACGUGAUCCGGGACGCCGUCACCUACACCGAGCACGCCAAACGCAAGACUGUCACCGCCAUGGACGUGGUCUACGCGCUCAAGCGCCAGGGCCGCACCCUUUAUGGAUUCGGCGGCUAA